Rosa chinensis is the source of this 776-nucleotide messenger RNA. RefSeq lists its product as uncharacterized. NCBI's taxonomy places the organism in Eukaryota, Viridiplantae, Streptophyta, Magnoliopsida, Rosales, Rosaceae. Bases 251 to 658 code for a protein of 135 amino acids. The record is from RefSeq and is a predicted model, not a curated record. The transcript is spliced from 6 exons. Gene Ontology annotation, molecular function: cysteine-type peptidase activity. Gene Ontology annotation, biological process: proteolysis.
AGUGUUUGGAUAUUCUCGUAAGACAUUUAUAUUGGGAAAAGAUGUUAGGCGACUUGCAAGCAUGAGGGAAGUAACUGGAACUUGCAUUGCUGUGUAUCAGAGGUACCUCUAUGAUAAGUUGAAGGCUUAUAAAAUGCUGGACAUGGUUGCGUUUGUUGACCCUUCACUUAUUGGUGCUGUGGGGUGUGGGAAUGGAACUGUCAAGGCCCAACACAUCAAAGAUAGGCUUGUAACUGCUAAACCAGGGUAGAUGUUCAUGCUACCAUAUAACUCAGGUGAUCAUUGGGUGUUGACACUUGUUGAUCCGGAGAAAGGAACUGCCUAUUUUAUGGACCCGCUGAAAAGACGCUUACCCACAGGAGAUUGGAUGUCUAUCGUGGAUACUGCUAUGCGUAUGUAUAUUUUUGAAAAGAAUAAGCAAAGUCGGAAUUCAGUCCAUUGGAAAAAUUUGGCUGGCAUUCCUCCCCAACCUAGCAACAAGGAGUGCGGGUACUUUAUCAUGCGAUACAUGAGAGAUAUCAUUGAGGAUAAAGACAUGUCAUUGUUUCCUUCCAAGUGGGAGAGGAGAGGCAGUAGCCAAUACACCCAGGCAGAUAUUGAUCAAGUACGAAAUGAGUGGGGGAAGUUUGUUGUCAACACAUAUGUGCACGAGUCAUGAAGUAGCACACUUGUUGCUGGUACAUUUUAGAUAAGGAAAGCAUCUUUUUUGUGCUUCUCUGCUGGUACAUUGUCAUGCACCAUGUGUGGCAUAUUUUGGAACAAUAUAUGUGUAUCAG